AUGGAAGAAGUGUUACUACUUAUAACAACGUUCGUGUCCUGUGCAGGCUGUAGCUUUCUAUUGGCUACAUGGAAACGAGUCGAAUCACCUAAUUAUGUUAGCCGACGUAUUGUAACAUCGAUAGGGUUUUCUGGUCUCCUUACUACUGUUGCCUUUUCCAUGUCAAUAUUUGUCAAUGGAAAUGGACAGAAUUAUCGGCAUUAUGAAGGACUAUGCUACAUACAGGCCUUGACAUUGCAGUACUUUUAUUUAGCAUCAUACCUCUGGACAGCUUGUUUUGCCUUCCAUCUGUACCAGCUUAUUGUAAAGCGGAACGAGUACUCGGAGGUGUUUUUGUGGGUCUAUCGUGGUAUUGGAUGGGGACUACCUGGUUUUGUGCUGCUUUAUCUAGUGCUUCGUCAAUUGACUGGACAUAUUGGAGUCGGUGGAGCUGAUCGCCGAUGGUGUUGGAUUGCGAAUUACACUACGCAAGAAGAAACAGGAAAAGACCCGCUUGCCUGGCAACGUACAGGCGCGUUGCAGCAAUUCUUGCUACUUUACGUACCUGUUCUUAGUGUGUUUGUCUUCAAUGUGGGCAUUUACCACAGUAUUCUUAAGUUCCUGAACAUGGAUCCCAUGGCAUCACGUUUCCGAGAAAAGGUAAAGCUUUACCUGGGCAUUAUUCUCGUUUGUUCGGUAUGGGGAAUAACCAACAGGUUGGUGCAAUUCUUCCGCGCUGACCACACACCGAUCGAGUUUCUAAGUGUGAUGGAAAGCAUUUGUGAUCCGCUGCAGCCACUGCUGAACGCUAUAGCAUACGGAACGAACAAGCAGUCUUUGCAAGCGUACAAAGAUCGGUUUUGCCCUAGCUGGAUCCAUUCGUCGGUACCGUCGUCUGACGAAGAAGAAGAGUCGUCAGGAAUAGACGACUCUCCUUUGCUUCCCCGCAUUGACGAUUCAAUGGCUCAUGUGUCAUUGGACCCUCUUGAUCGUGAAUUUGGCCAUUACUUUGACCGACGAGGGCGACGUAGCAAGGCACACCGUAUGCAGUCGAAGGAGAAGUGUCUGAGUACUAAACCAGUCUAG
Peronospora belbahrii is the source of this 1065-nucleotide messenger RNA. Lineage: Eukaryota; Oomycota; Peronosporomycetes; Peronosporales; Peronosporaceae. The record is from the annotation of a GenBank genome assembly.